AUGGAAACUAUUGAGAGACGGUUGCCACGUGCUGCUGGUACUAAUUGUGAAGGGACGGAUUUGGUUGCAGCUGGGGAAAAUAUUGGAAGGUUAAUUAGGAUGUUGUGCCAAAUCCUUUGCUUGCUUUUAGCGCUCUUGCAUUUCCAUGUCGGUUGUUCAUUGAGUUCCCCUUCCUCUUUUCUUCAUUCAGCUCAUUUAUGCCUCCCAGAACAGAAAGCUGCCUUGCUCGAAUUCAAAAACACCAUUUCUCUAGAUCAUUGCUGGAAAUCUGCUUCUUACCCCAAGACAAAUUCUUGGAAUGAAAGCUUCGAUUGUUGUUCAUGGGAUGGAGUUAGUUGCCACAAGGUGACGGGUCAUGUCAUUGGCAUCGACCUCAGUCAAAGCUGCCUUAACGGCACUCUCCAUGCAAACAGCAGCCUCUUCCACCUUCGAGGACUCCAACGACUCAACCUUGCUUACAACAAUUUCAAUGGCUCUAUCUCAUCAGAGUUAAUUAAUCAAUUAGUGAGUUUGACCCAUCUUAAUCUCUCUUCUAAUUUAUUCUCUGACUUAAUCCCAUGUGAAAUCAGUCUCCUGUCAAAAUUGGUUUCACUCGAUCUUUCCUAUAAUGGUUAUCCAGACUUGAGAUUUGAUAGCCAAGGUUUUGUCAUGCUUGCACGCAACUUGACUGAAUUAAGAAACCUUAUCAUUGACUCUGUAGAUAUGCCUGAUGUUGCAUCUCUUUCCUUUCUGAACUUGACUUCAUCUCUGGAACACUUGAGUCUCAGAGAUUGUCAACUACAUGGGGAAUUUCCAAGUGAUGUUUUUCGCCUUCCAUACGACGGUCCCCUGCCAAAUCAUGUUAAUGGGCUCCAAUUGCUAGAAGCAGUUUGGUUGUCUAAUAACCUUAUAAGUGGUGGAGUACCAUCUUGGCUGUUUACUUUGCCAUCUUUGCAAGAAUUAGAUCUUACCUAUAACAAGCUCACUGGUCCAAUUGAACAAAUUCAGAAGCCCAAUUCUGUCUGGAAGGUUGAUUUGAGUUUUAAUGACAUUCAUGGUCCAAUACCCAGUUCCUUUUUUGGUCUUGUGGACCUUGAAACUCUUCGUCUUUCAUCAAACAACUUGAGUGGCGUCAUCAAGUCAAAUCUGCUUGCAAAACUCAAAAAACUUGGAGUUCUUGAUCUUUCAAAUAAUAGUUUACUAUCAUUAAGCACAAGCGGCAAUGAUGUUAACUAUUCAUUCCCUUAUCUUGUUACUGUGUCAUUCUCUUCUUGUAGCAUAAGACAGUUUCCAAGUUUCUUUCGAACAUCAAAAAUGAGUUAUUUUGAUCUUUUCAAUAACAAGAUUCCUGGUGGAAUUUCCAAAUGGGAAGCAGAAGGGUGGGAAGAAUUGGUCUACUUGAACCUUUCUUACAACUUUCUUACCACUUUUGAGCAAUUUCCAGGGAAGAAUCUUCUAAUUCUUGACCUUCAGUCCAACUUGCUUCAAGGGCCAAUUCUGUCAACUUGCUUGAAUCUUCAAAAUCCAAAUCCACCGCAAGAUAUGAGAGUAUUCUUAAUUUCAAAGAAUAACUUGACUGGAAAUAUCCCUCCUUUGAUUUGUAAUUGGAGUUGGCUUGAACAUCUUGACUUGUCACGAAAUAGGUUGAGUGGAAUUAUUCCAAAUUGUCUUGGAAAUUUCAGCCAAGCUCUCGAGUUAAUGAAUUUGGAGAUGAAUAACUUUUAUGGCAAAAUUCCUAAUUCUUUUGCACAUGAUCUGUUGAGAAAUCUUCUCCUCAAUGACAAUCAAUUGGAAGGAUUACUGCCGCGAACUUUGGCUAAUUGCAGUUCCUUGGAACUUUUGAAUUUAAGGAACAACAAGUUAACGGAUACCUUUCCCCAUUGGUUAGCUUCACUUCCAUGGCUGCGAGUUCUUAUUUUGCGAUCUAAUAGAUUGCAUGGUCCCAUGCCCAACUCCAUAGCUUCAUCUAACUUCUCCUUAUUGCAAAUAAUUGAUCUCUCUCAUAAUGAGCUCACCGGUCCCUUGCCAACAAAAUUCUUCCAAAAUUUGAGAGCAAUGAAAGAUCAUGUAUCUGAAGAUAAGAGACAUUCCACAGAACUUCCCAGAAGUAGAGAUGGAAAACUACACGGUCAUGACUAUUAUUACCCAGUAAAUGUAACCACGAAAAGAUUCGAGAUUGAAUUGGUGAAAACCUUAAUAAUUUUCACAUUUAUGGACUUUUCCAACAAUCUAUUCUGUGGAGAAAUUCCUGAGGAACUUGGAGAACUUAUUUUGCUUCAAGGACUCAACUUUUCUAACAACAACUUGACUGGUCCUAUACCACCAUCUUUCGGCAAUAUGGUAUGGCUUGAAUCAUUAGAUCUCUCGUCAAAUAAGCUUAGUGGCAGAAUUCCUUCCCAAUUGACAAAUCUGACAUUCCUUGAAGUGUUAAAUCUUUCACAAAAUGAUCUUGUUGGACCAAUUCCCCAUGGGAAGCAAUUUGAUACUUUUGAGAACGAUUCCUAUAGUGGUAACUUGGGAUUGUGUGGCCUUCCAUUGUCAAAACAAUGCGAGCCAAAACCACCGAUGCCAAUGCUUAAGGAAGAUGAAGGUUCUGAAACAGCUUUUAUUUGGAAAGUUGCAAUGAUGGGCUACGGAUGUGGAGUGGUGCUAGGAUUGAGCAUGGGAUACAUUGUAUUCACAACAGGAAGACCAUGGUGGUUUGUCAGAAUAAUUGAGAGAGAUUGGCAAAACAAUGUUACAAAGUGGAUUCGCAGCAUCUAG
Theobroma umbraticum is the source of this 2742-nucleotide messenger RNA. RefSeq names its product receptor-like protein Cf-9 homolog. Gene Ontology annotation, molecular function: protein binding. Lineage: Eukaryota; Viridiplantae; Streptophyta; Magnoliopsida; Malvales; Malvaceae. The record is from RefSeq and is a predicted model, not a curated record.